AUGGUUAACGUCCCCAAGACGCGUAAGACUUUCUGCCCAGGCAAAUGCCGUCGUCACACCAACCACAAAGUCACCCAAUACAAGAAGGGUAAGGAGAGCCGUUUCGCCCAGGGACGUAGACGUUACGACCGUAAACAGAGCGGUUUUGGAGGUCAGACCAAGCCUAUCUUCCGCAAAAAGGCCAAGACCACCAAGAAGAUCGUCCUCAGAAUGGAAUGCACCGACUGCAAACACAGAAUCCAGCUUCCCAUCAAGCGUUGCAAACAUUUCGAACUUGGAGGUCAAAAGAAAUCCCGUGGACAAGUCAUUCAGUUCUAAGGUGAGGCCUUUGAUUUGCUUUUGCUGAUUUUAGGUAUCUAGAGGGUUGGAUUCCUAGGAUUAGAAUUGAGGAGUUUUGGGAUCUUAGGCGGAUAGGAACCAUGAUUUUCGAUAAAUGAUUGUUAUGGGCCGAUACCCCGCCAAAAUUAUAGCUGUUGGACGGUCGCUUCGGAUCUUAAAUGACCCGGUUGCAUCCAUAAACUGCACGACACUCCUUUUGAAACAAUUUUUUUUUAGUAUUUGGGUUAUAGUCUGCUGUUUUAAUGGAAAAACUUCGUGUUCGGGCCCACUCUAUUUUUUGCGGGCUGUAAUAAGGGAACGGACAAGUAGGGGGAUGUCUAAAUUGGCAAAAAACAGAUUUAAUGGUACCUUUUGUGUUUUAUUUAUUUCUAAUUUAUUUAAUGUCACAAAAAGACUUCACGUAAAAUCGUCGUGAACGUUAAUUAAAAAACUCAAUUCGAAGUUCGGCGCAGCUCGGAAAAAAUCCUUUUUUUUUUGGAAUGGGCUAGAACACGGAAGUUUUACCGUUUUAAUAUUACUUUUCUUUAUUAAUGCCUUUGUAGCCUGCUCCAUUCGGUCACGGUGCGGAACGCGAAUCGACUUUCCUUCCCCAUUUUUCGUUAUUCGUUUUGUUGA
Molecule: messenger RNA, 954 nt
Organism: Bursaphelenchus xylophilus (pine wood nematode)
Lineage: Eukaryota; Metazoa; Nematoda; Chromadorea; Rhabditida; Aphelenchoididae
Source: the annotation of a GenBank genome assembly